This is a messenger RNA of Spirometra erinaceieuropaei, 519 nucleotides long. NCBI's taxonomy places the organism in Eukaryota, Metazoa, Platyhelminthes, Cestoda, Diphyllobothriidea, Diphyllobothriidae. The record is from the annotation of a GenBank genome assembly.
AUGCCUGCCGUGGACUCUCUGCUGAUUGAAAAUCGAACGUGUUCAAGCGACUUUGGCACUGAUUGUGCUCACCACGACCUUGACAAGUGGCAUUCGGGCGCGGUACUUUCACAGUCGAUGCGUGUACAUGCACCGUGAGAACAGGCCUGAACUAAGUGAUGCUGUGUCACGCUCUCGCGAGUGAUUGUUGUCUGACUGAACAGUCGCAGUCACCUAGGCGGGGUGCGCACCAAUCUAUCGGGAGUUCAGGAGGCAAUAACCUUCAGGAGAGAUUACUUAGUGCUAGUAGAGCAAGAGGAUCUGAAUAUCUCUUAUCGUGGCUGACAGGACCUGAGCCCGGGGGAUGAUGAUGAUGAUGAUGAUGAUGAUGAUGAUGAUGAUGAUGAUGAUGAUGAUGAUGAUGAUGAUGAUGAUGAUGAUGAUGAUGAUGAUGAUGAUGAUGAUGAUGAUGAUGAUGAUGAUGAUGAUGAUGAUGAUGAUGAUGAUGAUGAUGAUGAUGAUGAUGAUGAUGAUGAAUAA